AUGCUUUCCCCCCGGGCGGAGAAGGCGGUGCACCCAAGGCGUUUUUCGGCUUCCCCGCCCUCCCCUCCGGGCGUGGGCCUUUCGGCUCACUGCAGAUUUCAGUCGGAAAAACUGUACCCGAAAGCCGCCCCUUUCCCUCGAACGGAGGCGCCAGAGCCGGGCCCUCCUCUGCCCGACGUCGCCUCAAGAUCGGGGGGCCCCACGCCUGCGACGCGGAAACCCUCUUCCUUGACCCCAGACCCCGCGCUCCCCCUCAGGACACGCAGAAGAAAAACGUCAGCUCCAGACAGAAGCCAGCACCAUAGCCCUUACCCAUACAAAGCACCAUAUGCUACAAGAUACCCAUCCACCUCCACCCUUUCUCCACAGAAGUGUUCUUAAACCCAGGAAAAGGUGCCACUGGCCCACUGACAGCCACAUGUGGGGAGAGGUGGAGUCUUUUAGCUUGGGAUAAAAUGAUUAUAUGGGUAUGGAUGGGGGAACCUGGGGGUGGAGGGGUGUCCGAGAGAUAAAGUCCUUCCUUUCAGCUUUAGAGUCCUUUUAAAAGCACAGUCAGCUUCUCCAA
Molecule: messenger RNA, 565 nt
Organism: Physeter macrocephalus (sperm whale)
Lineage: Eukaryota; Metazoa; Chordata; Mammalia; Artiodactyla; Physeteridae
Exons: 2
Coding region: 1-381 (126 amino acids)
Source: RefSeq, a predicted model, not a curated record